Messenger RNA from Daucus carota subsp. sativus, 1126 nucleotides. RefSeq names its product protein LIFEGUARD 4. Lineage: Eukaryota; Viridiplantae; Streptophyta; Magnoliopsida; Apiales; Apiaceae. The coding region runs from base 151 to 885 and encodes 244 amino acids. The record is from RefSeq and is a predicted model, not a curated record. The transcript is spliced from 4 exons.
GGACUCCCGAAGUUUCUAAAACAUAUCACAAACGGGCAUAUAUACCUCCCUUCCACGCCUCGUCAUCUUCAUCACCGCCUCACUAAUCCCGUAAACUAUUUCUAAUCUCUCUCUCUCAAAUCACCGGUAUAUUUAACUCAGUCGAAGAACAUGUGGCCGCCACCUCAGUACCGGAAAAAUGACGUGGAAUCAGGAACUAACCGCCAACUCUAUCCCUCAAUGCUGGAAUCUCCUCAGCUCCGCUGGUCAUUCAUUCGUAAAGUCUACUCCAUCGUCGCUCUUCAGUUGCUUCUCACCGUCGCCGUCGGCGCCGUCGUCGUCUCCGUUCAUCAAAUCUCUCAUUUCAUCGUUUCUACUCGCGGCGGCCUUGCUGUUUACAUCCUUCUCGUCAUCGCUCCUCUUAUUCUGAUGUGUCCGUUGUACUACUAUCAGCAGAAGCAUCCACUGAAUCUUGUACUACUCGGAUUGUUUACGAUUUCACUUGCGUUUCUGAUCGGUUUGUCUUGUGCUUUUUCCAACGGGAAGGUUGUUUUGGAAGCAGUUAUAUUGACAGCAGUGGUAGUUGUGAGUCUUACUCUGUACACAUUCUUGGCAGCAAAAAGGGGCUAUGAUUUCAAUUUCUUAGGCCCCUUCUUAUUUGGUGCAGUUCUUGUGCUUUUAGUGUUUGCUCUGAUUCAGAUACUGUUUCCUAUGGGGAGGGUAUCACACAUGAUAUAUGGUUGUCUGGCAGCUGUUAUCUUUUGUGGGUACAUCGUCUACGAUACCGAUAAUCUGAUCAAGAGGUACACAUACGAUGAUUACAUCUGGGCUGCUGUUUCUCUUUAUUUAGAUAUCAUCAAUCUCUUCCUUGCGCUGCUUACUGUUUUUCGAGCUGCUGAUGCAUAGAGAGCAGUUGUCAGCUUUUCUUGAUAACCUUGCCCUCAUAAUAACUCUGACUAGUGUUUGUUCCUCUAUGUAAAUAUUGUAAGUGGUCGACUGUUGAAAGCUGUUGGUGCGUUUAGCAGAAUGGAAAAAAAUUGUGCUAUGCAUAGAUGACAAUUGCUAGCUUUUUUUGAUAACCUUGUAUUGAUGAUAACUCUAAUUACUGCUUGUUCCUUUAUGCAAGUAUUGAAAGUGUUUUAUUGUC